This is a messenger RNA of Eremothecium gossypii ATCC 10895, 720 nucleotides long. It is a transcript of the gene REV7, whose product is annotated as Rev7p. Bases 1 to 720 code for a protein of 239 amino acids. The record is from RefSeq and is marked provisional. Gene Ontology annotation, cellular component: zeta DNA polymerase complex. The transcript has a single exon. NCBI's taxonomy places the organism in Eukaryota, Fungi, Ascomycota, Saccharomycetes, Saccharomycetales, Saccharomycetaceae.
AUGGCGCUGAGUAUAGAGCAGUGGCUGCUGCUCUACCUAAAAUGCUUCAUCAACGCCGUUCUUUACUACCGCAACGUGUACCCGCCUGAGUCGUUCAGUUGGAACAAGUACCAGGCGUUCAACUUGCCCCGGCACAUGCCCAUCACGAGACAUCAAGGCCUACAGGAUUAUAUAGAAGAGCUGUGCCUCGAUAUAACGAGCAAGCUAGUACAUCUGCGAAGUUUUAGCCUGCAUAUCGUCGGUGCAGGCGUGGCAGGGGCGGCGGGCCAGCUCUGGGAACGGUACAUACUGGACUUCGCAGAGUGGAACCACGGAGGUGGCGAAGUGCACGAGUCCGAAGCCUUCGAUUCGCUACGUGCGUGCUUGAACGACCUGCUCUGUAAGCUGGAGCAGCUGCCUGCGGUGGCACCGGGGCGUGUGGCCAUAGAACCAAUCGUGGAAACAUUUCAGCUCGAGCUCGGACGUGCGGUGGGGCGGGUGAAGACCGAUUCGGAGAAACUGGCAUUGGACCGGAAUGUCAACUGGGUCAGGUGCGCAGAGGCACAAUGGACCCAACGCCGAAGCGGACAAGGGCCGAUGGCGCACAGAGUACAAAUGACGCCCGUGGCCGGCUUUCAUGCGGGACCGUUGGCGAUUAACCAGCAUUUCGAGCGCACCAUUGUAGGGCCGACAACGGAGGACAAUAUAUAUGCGGAACGUGCCACUAGGGCACGCAGAUAA